This is a messenger RNA of Diaporthe amygdali, 927 nucleotides long. RefSeq lists its product as uncharacterized. Gene Ontology annotation, biological process: shikimate metabolic process; chorismate biosynthetic process. Gene Ontology annotation, molecular function: shikimate 3-dehydrogenase (NADP+) activity. The record is from RefSeq and is a predicted model, not a curated record. The transcript has a single exon. Lineage: Eukaryota; Fungi; Ascomycota; Sordariomycetes; Diaporthales; Diaporthaceae. The coding region runs from base 1 to 927 and encodes 308 amino acids.
AUGGCUUACACGGACGGAAAGAAAACCCUUCAUCUUGUCGGUAUUGGAGUCAAGCACUCGAUCGCCCCGCCUAUGCACGACCACAUCGCCGAAUCUCUGGGUCUACCAUGGACUUUCUGCAGCACCGAAUGCCCUACCUUGGACGAUUUGAUGACGGUUGCUAGAUCGGAGGACACUGCCGGCCUGGUGGUCACCAUGCCCUACAAGAACACCAUCAUGACUCGUCUCGAUCGCCUAGACGAACUGGCCACAACGAUAGGGGCAUGCAACAAUGUAUACCACGAUCCGACAGAUCACUCCAAGCUCGUGGGGGCGAAUACAGACUGGCUGGGGAUCAAGGGAUGCCUCCUCGAGAAGGGCAACCAAGACACACGUCCAAAGCUAGGCGACAGCGGCAAGCCAGCGCUGCUCGUCGGUGCCGGUGGUGCGAGCCGCGCCGCCGUGUAUGCCUUGAGUACGCAGCUUUUCUCGACGACCAUCUACGUCUUGAACCGCGACGACAAGGAGGUGGAGGACUUGUCCAGGGAUACAGCACGCAUCGAACCACGGCCGACCAUCAUACAUAUCAAAUCUAUGGAGCAGGCUUCAGGCCUCGAUACUCCAUACUAUGUCGUGGGUACCGUUCCCGACUUCCCACCCGCCACCGAGGCCGAGAAGACGGUGGCAGCAGUCCUGGAGCAUUUUCUGAAGCGUUCUCCUAAGGGCGUCAUGCUCGAUAUGUGCUUCAAGCCGAGGCACACACGGAUGAUGAAGUUGGCAGAGCAGCUCGGAUGGCCGACGGUGGAGGGGACGCACGUCAUUGGGUACCAAAUUGAGACACAAUGGCGGCUCUGGGCGGGCGAAGAACGAGCCGCCAAGCUAGACAGCGAGGGCGCCUGGAAAGUUUUGCUCCAGGCUGCCGAAGAGAGCCCCGCGAUCAACUUCUGA